AUGAGUCCAGUAAUAACAACUCAAUCAGAAACAACAACUUCAUUAUUUUCAACACCAACAUCAACACCUUUAACAAGCAAUUCCUCCUCUUCCUCUUCUACACUUCAAAAGAGCAAACAAAAAAGUUUGGGGAAACGAUUAUGGGUGGUCGGAAGAAGUGGUAAUAAUAAUAGACAAAAGAAGACACGGCUGUUUCUUUUGGAUGAGAACGGCUGUCAAAGGAAAUAUUCUUCUGAGGAUGCUGCAAUGCAAAGACUUUGGAGGCCGAACAGCAUUGCUAUUGGAGAUGAUAGUAUAAAGUAUUCAGUCAAAAAUGAAAGAAAUAAACGUCGGAAAAGAAUAUUGUUACGUAUUGGUACUUUGGCAAGUCUUGUUGCAGUCGGGAGUUGUUUUUUACUUUUACUUUGGGUGUUUAUAUUUUGGCAUAAUGAUGAAUCUUUUAAAUUAACUCAAUCCCAGAAAAAUAAUAAUUUUUCAUUAUCUUCUAAUCUUUCAUUAUCACCACCAACAACAACAAUUUUUGAUAACACUUCUUUAAUUCAAACAACAACUUUAAAAUCAACAACAAUUAAUUCCUUUUUACCUUCUUCAACUAAUAAUUAUUUUAUUUCUUCAUCUUCUCCAAAAAUCUCAACAACAAAAAUAAACAACAAAAUAUAUUCAACAACAUUUCAGACUCCUCGUCCACAAGAACUUAAAUUUUCAAUUAUGUUAUUAAAUACUAAUUCGAAUGAAAAAAAGAUUUUGGAUAAUUCUUCUAAAAUUAUACAAAUUCACGAUAAUAUUAUUAACAAAAAUAAAAUAAAUUCUCCAAGUAAAUUUUAUAGAAUAAAUAAAUUAAUUAAUUUUAAAGUAAAUAUUUCCACAAAAUCUUUUGUUGAAUUUGAUCGUUUUGAGAAUUCCCAAAAUGUUCCAAAUGAAACGAUUAAAGCAAUUUUAGAAAAUGGAAAUAAAUUAGGAACAAUAUCAACAACAACUGAAAGAAUAUCAACAUCAACAACACCAACAUCAACAACAUCUACUACUUUAAAAACAACAAAAAAUUUAAUCCAAACAUCUACUUUUAAAACAACAAUAAAAUCAAAUAAUAAUAAACUAUCAAAUAAUUAUUAUUUACCUUUUACAGAAAAUUCUAUUACAAAAAUAGGUAAUUAA
Messenger RNA from Meloidogyne enterolobii, 1155 nucleotides. Lineage: Eukaryota; Metazoa; Nematoda; Chromadorea; Rhabditida; Meloidogynidae. The record is from the annotation of a GenBank genome assembly.